Messenger RNA from Mycosarcoma maydis (corn smut), 2646 nucleotides. RefSeq lists its product as uncharacterized. The transcript has a single exon. Gene Ontology annotation, molecular function: protein binding. The record is from RefSeq and is a predicted model, not a curated record. NCBI's taxonomy places the organism in Eukaryota, Fungi, Basidiomycota, Ustilaginomycetes, Ustilaginales. The coding region runs from base 1 to 2646 and encodes 881 amino acids.
AUGAGCUCCAUGGUCCCCGCAGCUGUGGCUAUUCGAGCUACCAGCUCGACUAGAGCUGGACUUUGGCUGUGCUCGCGACCCCGCUGUGGGUCGAGUAAAUCACAGUCAGCAAGGCCAUAUACGUCGACAGAUGGCUCGAUCAUUGCAGCUUUUUCGACAAGCGCGCGAAGGAAAGAAGCUGAUCGUCUGUCAGCCGCGAAGCCGAACGGCGUCCAUGCCAAGAGCCGAAAGCAGACAGGAGCACGAAAGGUUCCGCAGCAGACAGCGCUGCUACGUCUCGAUCCAAGACACCCGCUCUUACCAUCCUUGACGCCUGCAGCAUCUUCGAGUGAAAGCAGCGAGAGCCAAACCCUCAGGCAACGUAAAGCCAAGAGCUUGGGCCAGCUACAUGCGGCUCUUCAGACCGGCUCGACGGAAGCAGUGUGGAAUGCAUACCUUGACCACCGGAAAUACAGCACGGUCGACGAGACGCCGUUUUCGAUCUAUCAUCCAUCGUCAGACAGCGCUCUGAGCGCUGCAGAAUGCGAAUCGGUACUCAGACUCAUCAGCAAUGAUGCGACCAAAACAAAACGAGGUGCCAAUCGCAUUCUUCGACUCAUGGCUGAUAUCCGAGGUCAGCAACGUCGUCUGCUAUUCCAGCUUCAACUCGCUAACGAUGCAAACGACUCUGUCCGCAGUCGACUCUUGCGCAGAGAGCUCGAUGCAUGGGACAGUGUUGUGUCACCAAAGGUGCUCAAUGCCACCAUCGCGCACAUCGGUCGUAGCCUUCGGAGCGUGGGCUUGGAAGAAAUCGAUUUGAUGCUGGAUCAGCUACUGUCCUACGAAGCCAACGAGCACUCGCGUCGAAGUGCUGCUUCCCACAGCAAGACUACCCAAAAUCACAUGACUUUGCCCGGUCCGACAGGUGCGCUUUAUAAUCUUCGUUCGGCGAUGCUAUCUCCAGUUGCUCGCUCCAGACUUAGCCAAAGACGCGGAAAGCAACGCCAGGCAGACUUUCCGGACCUGUCUACGUACAACACGAUCCUCAACGUGAUCACGAAUACGAUACAUCGGAGCAAGACCAAGCGACGAUUGGCCUCGGAGCAAGCAGAAACUUUCGAAGAGGAACAGGAUGACGACCAAGGGGCGAAGUUUGCAGAGAUGCAACACGAUUCACGCACUGCUGAGCUCGAUACAUCGAUCGCGAACAAACUGCGUCGCCUCGACCUUGACUCGGAUGCGAUGUCUUUGCAUGCCGACGAGUACGAGCGUGCGGAUCGGCUCUUCCACUCAGUGCUGGAACGGAUGCAGCGCAGGAAUCGGAUCGAGCCGGAUGCAGUGACGUUCAACAUCAUGAUCACCAUGUAUUGUCUACUGGACCGCUGGGAUAUGGUGCAUCGUGUAGUACGCUCUGCAAAUAAGCAAAUGCUUCUCAACAUCGACUGCAUCAACAAUGCGAUGUGGCAUUGGCUGGUGCGUGGUCCUGCUUCGACAAGUCGGCACGACAGGAGCUUCACACACGCCGAUGCGAUCGAGAGCGCCUUCGAGGUUUACCGUCAACUGCGACAAAAUUCGGUUCAGGCUGAACUAGCGUCUCAAAAUUCGUCCAUCCUUUACGGCCAACGCGACAUGGUAUCCGAGGCUACAAGCUGCGCAGACCGAAACGAGCACCUCUCGCAAGACGAGCUUGGACCACUUGCUUGGCCUGAUCGAGACGGCCCGAAACUCACUCGGACCCAUUCCAACUGGUCCAACUCGUCGCGGAGCUUACAGAACGACGCUGUUCAGGCGGUGCUUGGCAUUCCAAGUCUCCCGCUGCAGCUCGUGCCCGACGAGAUCACACACGCCUUGAUGAUUAGCAGUCUGACCCGAGAGGGACGCUUCGCGGAUGCAUUGAGUGUAUUCAAGGACCUAGUUUCGACGCGCACACGUCAAGCUGGCAAAAGUGCCGGCGAUACUAGAGCAAGCAAUGUGGAAGCGGAAGCGGAAGAAAGCAAGAUGCAACCUACGCUGGCCAUCUUUGACAGUUUCUUCAAGGGCUUCUCGCGACAUGGAAGACCAAGCAAAGCGGUGAGGUUCGAUGCUCAGCAUGCAGAAUGUAGCGAGUGGGAACUGGUACCAAAUGCAGCAUCACAGGUGACCGAGGUUGACAUCGUGCGAGAAGCGCCGCAUGCUAGCCAAGAUUCGGCUCAGAGCCAUCAGCUGCAGCUGUGGAGGAUCGAGACGUUUCAAGAGAUUUUCAGCGCUUUCCUCGACCAUACGCCCGAUCUGAGUCAAGCACUUGGACCAAGCAGCAGGGUUGCAAGGGUAGACCGAAGCAGCCGAAGCGUGAAUCGAAACAUCUCGACGCCUUUCGGUUGGCUGACGUUGGCGGAAAAGCGUAAGAUGGAUGCGAUUCGACGCGCACCUUCUCCGAAUCAGCUGUUUUGGAUUCUCACUGCCAUCCGCAGAGUCAGCGGAGAUCAUGCCGCAUGGAGUCUGGCCAUGUGGCAGAAGGUUGUGGACAAGUUCGACCCUACUGUUACCGGAUCAUCAGGCAAGGUGAAUUGGACAGGAUUCCGGUUGGACAACCGGUUACGCCGCGUCGUUGAGCAUCUGGAAGCUCAACUGGCGCAAGACCAUCUUGCUACGGGUCAAGCACGGACAGAAGUACAAGCUCUGACUUGA